This is a messenger RNA of Theileria annulata, 1344 nucleotides long. RefSeq lists its product as uncharacterized. NCBI's taxonomy places the organism in Eukaryota, Apicomplexa, Aconoidasida, Piroplasmida, Theileriidae. The record is from RefSeq and is a predicted model, not a curated record. The coding region runs from base 1 to 1344 and encodes 447 amino acids. The transcript is spliced from 2 exons.
AUGGAAAAGAAAGGUGCUAUUAAAAUUCCUGCGGGUAAGAAUGCUGAGAAAAUUGCUGACGAAAUUAAGAAUACUGCCCAGGAUCCUGCUGAUACUAAUUAUUAUCAAGUCAUUGAUCGUAAAACUAAAAUCACUUACUUUUUUAAACUCGAUACACUUCAGGCUAAGCAGCUUACUACUGGUACUCCUAUAACUGCUCCUGUUACUAUUGGAUAUGGUCAUAUAUUUGCUGAAGGAUUCUCUGGUACUGAAGCUAAACCAUCUAUGAUUUCAACAUUAUUGAUUGUACUAGUUGAAGUUAUUACUUAUCAUGAUGGUGCUGUUUCUUAUCCUGGCAAUCUUAAACCUGAGAAUCUUAGUGCUAUUAAUAUCACCAAAAUCACCAUAACUGACAAUAAGGGUACUAAAACUAUUUAUAAUAGGGUUGAGGAGGGUGAUACUCCUAGUAUUACUAUUAAAACCGAUGGUGGUGAGGCUGAUGGCAAGCCUGCUAAUUUUAAGCAGGCUGAGGGUACUCCUACUGGUAAGGGUACUAAGAAUACUAUUACUCUUACAACUACUGAUAGAAAGACUAUUAGUAUUACUGGUACAACUACUCCUGCCACUGUUCCUUUUGGUCACAUACUCACUGAAACUCUUGAUACCAAUGCGGUUCGCUGGGAAAUUGUUUCUCCUACACUCAUGGUAAUUGUUGGUAUAAUGAAAAGCCAAAGGAUUUAUGAUCCCUAUGUCUGGAUGGGUAACUGGGGAGGCAGUCACAAAGAAGUUACCGCAGAUGGCGAUAUAACACUUACCAGCAACACCAAUGGAAGCUAUUCUAAUUCUGGUGGUACUUAUACGAUAACUCUCAAUAUCAGUAAAGCGGCAUAUAAGACUGGAACCGCCACCACUGAAGCACAAAGUCUAACUUUAGGUAGUGAUACUAAUACACUAGUCCUAACUUCCGGUGGAGAUAUCACUGGCGGCGGAACUCAUAAUCUAACUCGUGAUAGUCUCACCCUUACCCUCUCUAAAGAAGAUAGUAAUUUCACUUCUGGAACCUACAAUGUGAGUCUCAACAUCACUCAGGAUAUCACUCUCAGUGGCAGUACCUGUAGUGACUGUAAACUCAAACGAACUACUGAUACAGGUGGUAAACAUACGCCAUAUAGUCUGGGUACCUACAACAUCACUAGUAGUGGUACUACUACCUAUACAGGAGAUCCAGACCCCAAUGACAUGCACGAACAGCACAAAAAUGCUAACUGUUGUAUGUUUGGUAAUCAGAAUACUUGGUCAACUAAACCCAAGAUGUCUACAGCACUCUAUAAUAUUUUAUGUGUCAUGAAAUAUUACUUGCUGUAG